Messenger RNA from Ilex paraguariensis (yerba mate), 3542 nucleotides. NCBI's taxonomy places the organism in Eukaryota, Viridiplantae, Streptophyta, Magnoliopsida, Aquifoliales, Aquifoliaceae. The record is from the annotation of a GenBank genome assembly.
CGGUUUUCUAAAAGCGUACUUGGGAAUAACCUACUGUUCCUUUCUCUCUCUCCUCUCAGUUUCUCUCUCUGUAUUUAUAUAUCACUGUAGAUCACCGGAAAACCUCUUUUGUUAUCUGAAACCGCUCGUUCUCCGGCGAACAGCCUCGGGGAAGUUUUCGCACGCAGUGUCUCAGUUUCAUUGAUUUCGUUUUCGGUUUUGAUUCCGCGUGGAGUUUGGUGAGUCCUUUGGUGGAAUUGUUCUGAUCUCCGCGUUGGACUUUGCUUCAGAGAAUGUGGUGAUUUUGAAGGCGUUUUAGUGGUUGUUUUUGCCUUAGAUCGUGAUCUUGGGCUUGGUUUGUGUUGUUUCCAGUUUUGGUUCGUGGUGAUUUGGUGUUUUAGAUAGCGGUUCCGGUGAAGUGAGGGAAGACGGAGGCCUACCGAGAAGAACAUCGGAAUGAAAUGGUGGAAGGAAUGGUUUGUAUGUCCAGGGAGGCUAAAUUAGAAUUUUUGAAGCGUAGAAGGCUUCAGCGGAGGAACUUAGAAACUUUGGAUGAUACUGCAUGUGUCACCAACACGAUGAGUAGAAGUGGAGGAGAUGCUUUAAGAGCUUCUGCACCAUGUGGUACGAGAUUACACGGUAGUGUGGAUAUGCUUUCUCGAUCUGGUGGUGCUUCAAAUGGGAAGGAUGUUUUUUCAAAGCGCAAAGUUGCAAAGUUCGACACAACUGAUCUUGAGUGGACUGAUAAAAUUCCAGAAUGUCCUGUAUACUGUCCGACUAAAAAGGAGUUUGAGGAUCCUUUGGUCUAUCUCCAAAAGAUAGCUCCAGAAGCUUCAAGAUAUGGUAUAUGCAAGAUUGUUUCCCCUUUGAAUGCGUCUGUUCCUGCUGGUGUAGUAUUGAUGAAAGAAAAAGCUGGUUUUAAGUUUACAACUAGAGUACAACCCCUUCGUCUUGCUGAAUGGGAUAGUAAUGACAAGGUUACUUUCUUCAUGAGUGGAAGAAAUUAUACAUUUCGUGAUUUCGAGAAAAUGGCGAACAAGGUUUUUGCUCGUAGAUAUUAUAGUGCUGGAUGUCUUCCUGCUACAUAUUUGGAAAAAGAAUUUUGGCAUGAAAUAGCUUGUGGAAAGACAGAAAGUGUAGAAUAUGCAUGCGAUGUUGAUGGUAGUGCAUUUUCAUCUUCUCCCAGUGAUGAGCUUGGACAAAGCAAAUGGAAUCUGAAGAAACUUUCUCGGCUGCCUAAAUCCAUUUUGCGUCUUCUGAGAGCAUCAAUUCCGGGAGUUACUGAACCCAUGCUUUACAUUGGAAUGCUCUUUAGUAUGUUCGCUUGGCAUGUGGAGGAUCAUUACUUGUAUAGCAUAAAUUAUCAUCAUUGCGGAGCUGCGAAAACUUGGUAUGGCAUUCCUGGUCAUGCUGCCCUUGACUUUGAAAAGGUUGUCCGGGAGCAUGUGUAUACCCAUGAUAUUCUACCGACUGAUGGAGAGGAUGGAGCUUUUGAUGUGCUACUAGGGAAAACCACAUUGUUUCCUCCAAACAUUUUGCUAGAACAUGGUGUUUCAGUCUACAAGGCUGUUCAAAAUCCUGGGGAGUUCAUCAUAACAUUUCCUAGAGCAUAUCAUGCUGGUUUUAGUCAUGGUUUUAAUUGUGGGGAAGCUGUGAACUUUGCAGCCGGUGAUUGGUUUCCUAUAGGGUCAAUGGCUAGCCGUCGUUAUGCACUUCUUAAUAGGAUGCCUCUCCUUCCUCACGAGGAACUUCUCUGCAAGGAAGCGAUGCUUCUUCAUAGGAGUUUGGAACUUCAAGAUCUGGAUUAUUCGUCUGCAGAGUUAAUUUCUAACCGUAGCAUUAAAGUUUCUUUUGUAAAUUUGAUGCGAUUCCAGCACUGUGCCCGUUGGUGUCUAAUGAAAUCAAGAGCAUGCUUGGGUGUUUCUCCAAAUCCCAAUGGGACUAUUCUAUGUAGUCGAUGCAAUCGUGACUGUUAUAUAGCAUACCUAAACUGUGACUGCUACUUGCAUCCUGUAUGCCUUCGCCAUGAGAUUGAUUCCCUGGAUUUACCUUGUGGAGGCCAUUAUACUCUCUUCCUAAGGGAUGAUGUAUCUGAUAUGGAAGCUGCAGCCAAGAAGUUUGAGCAGGAGGAGGAUGUUUUACAUGAGGUUCAACAGCAUGGCAGAAGUGGUGGAGACAUGCUUUUGCUGUUAAACAUGUUCCCAAGAGUUGCAGAGGAUAGAUACACUCCUUACUGCAGGAUAAACUAUGAUCUAAACCUGGAAAUUGCCAAAACUGAGGAUAUGUUAGAACAAACUCAAUUUGGUUCUUCCAACCAGUCCAUGUUGUGCAGUGGCGCAGAAAAUCUUAGAACUGAAGUUUCAGAUGCUUCCCUGUCUUGUGCUUCUUCUGCAUCAAUUAUUUCUUAUGUUGAGCCAGCUCAAAGCUCAUCCACUGCCAACAAUGAGGUGCAGGGGCAUAUUAACUCUAGCUUAGAGAGUCUUGUAUCUACCAAGUCUUCCAAAGAAGUAUCUUGCCACGUCUAUGAAGCUUCACUAUUCUCUCCGAAUGAUGAAAGUGCCGGUGCCAAUAAAGCUAAGGAUCAUAGUUCAGAGGUUAGGCCUAUUGUGGAUCAAGAGAGUGACGACUCUGACUCAGAGAUCUUCAGGGUAAAACGUCGUCCGUCUGCAAAAGGGGAUCAGAGAGAUGCAAAUGAUGCCAUUUCUACAAGUUUUGAACAUCAGGGGCUUAAGCGACUAAAGAAACUUCAGCCUGAAGGAAGGUGUGGCCGACCGUCGUCAUCAGAGUGUUCCACAGCUGACAAUCUAACCCACAACUAUGGUCCAACUCACUCUACAGAAACUCCAGACCUUGCUUUGAAGGACAGGUUUGCCCAAGGAACCACCAUUCCCAACUCCAUUAAGGCCAAGAAAAUGGCUAAUGAGGAAGCAAUGAAUAGAGAACAUCACAGAGAUGGUAGGUUCCUGCAUGAGUUUGGUAAAACCAUGAGGGAACCACCUCCUAUAGAGAUUGGGCCAAAGCGCCUUAAAGUCAGAGGUCCUUCAAUUCUAGGGUUGGAGAGCCGGUUGGAUUGAAUAGAUCAAUGGAGGCUGAUGAGAAAUCUGGUUGGCCUGCCUCAGUAGCAUCUUCUAGAGCCUGACUUUGCUAACUUCAUUUUCUCUAAUGGAGUCCUAACUACACGAAAUACUGAACAUUCGAUUCUUGGAGCAGCGGGCAAGGAUUAACCAAGUUUAGAUGGACACGUUAUAAUUCUAUUUUGUGCAGGCCUCAGAGCUGGGGCAAUUUGCACGGUGAUCAUUGUAGGUAUUUUUCCAUCUCUGGCAGGAGAACCUCCCUCCUCCCUGGAUGCAGAAAGUAGAUGCAGAAAGUAGAUAUUGGGUUAGUGACUUCUAUGUACAUUUGUUUUUAACAGUUGAUCAUUAUUCUUGUGGGCAAGUGGGUAUUUCCACUUUGCCUCUCAUUUAAUGUUAAGUCCUGCUGCUUCCCUUUCUAGGGUUCUUUAUUCUUUUUGUAGCAAUGGGCUUCUGUACCGUGGACUACAUGAAUAAAAUUCAAAGAAAUUC